CUUUGCAACGAUCGACCAGCACGCCAAGGAACAAUGGCAGACAUGUCCGGCGCGCCUGUGCAGCUGAUCCGCGUCGACCCUGAUGGAUCGUUCCACGUCGGGGAGGCGGCUGUGAAGAAGCUCGAGAAGAUCAAGGGAAAGAUUGCGAUCGUAGCGGUAGCUGGGUUGUACCGAACGGGCAAGUCGUUUCUGCUCAACUUGCUUGUGAGCAAGCAGACAGCGACGGGAACCGCCAACAUGAACAAUGGGUUUGCAGUUGGGGGAACGAUCAAUGCAUGCACCAAGGGCAUUUGGAUGUGGGGUGAACCGCUCGUGUUGGAGGACGGGACGUCCGUGAUCUUCCUCGACACCGAAGGUAUCGGGUCCGUGGAUCGGGAACAGACCCACGACACCCGCCUGUUUGCGCUCGCGCUGCUUCUUGGGUCGUACUUUGUCUACAAUAGCCGCGGCGUCAUCGAUGGCAAUGCGAUCGAGGACUUGAGUCUCGUUGUGAACUUGAGCAAGCACAUCCAGACAUCGUCGGCAGCAGGGCUCGGCGGGUCCAGUGCCGCCGCGCUCCACGAGUACUUUCCGUCGUUUCUAUGGGUUGUUCGCGACUUUGCGCUGCAGCUGCAAGAUCAGGGAAAGGAGAUCUCGUCGAAGCAAUAUCUGGAAAACGCUCUGAAGCCGCAGGGCGGCUUGUCGGCGGAGGUGGCUGGCCGCGACCAAAUUCGCUUGCUGCUCUCCGAUUUUUUUCGCGAUCGCGAUUGUGUGACGUUGGUUCGUCCUGUCGAAGAUGAGUCCCAGCUGCGCAACCUGCCCAAUAUUCCGUACGGAGACUUGCGCGGCGAGUUCCGCGCCAAGUUUGAAGCGAUGAAGAAGCGUUUGCUUGAAAAAGCCACCCCCAAAAGUCUCUUUGGCAAAGCCCUGAACGGCGCCAUGUUUACCAACCUCGCCAAAUCGUACGUCGAAGCGCUCAACAGCGGCAAGGCCCCCGUGAUCUCGAGCGCGUGGACGCGCGUCGUGCAGGCGCAGUGCGAAGACGCUGUCGACGAAGCGGUCGCCACAUUCAAGAAGGAAAUGAGCGCUCGCGUCGGCGACUAUGUCGAAGGCAAGGAGCAGUUUGCCGACCGCUUCGAGGAAAUUCUGACCGACGCCACGGCCGUGGCUGCCGAUGCUCAAGUUGUCAACGCAGGAUCAGGGACUGCACAAUUUGAUGAGUUUGGCAACUUGAAAAAGUUUGUGCCUGGCGCUGUGGUACCAUCGCCAAAAGCGGUGGAGAACAUUGUGCCGGCCAAAAGGCAAGCCCCGGUCGAACUCCAGCACAUGACGUUGCCGGUGUCCUCUGCGGACCUCGAAGCCAUCUACGAACUGUGCGAGCAACUCGCUGACCGCACCUUGCGCUUGAACGACAUUGGGGACCAACCCGAGAUGCAGCAGUUUCGAACGUCGUUCCGGACGUCGGCGCACGUCGUGCUGGACGUAUACCGCCACAAGAACGCGGCGGCGUCCAUGGUGUAUUGCAAGCACUUGCUCAAGUUUUUGAGUGACAAGAAGUUUGGCGCGUUUGCUUCGUCCAAAUUGGCGUCGCUGGGCCCGCUCGAAUACCACCAACGGACCCUCAACUACCUUGACGAUCUCAAGAGCCUGCGCGACGACUACUGCAAACUCGCGAUCGGUCCUUCCGCAGACGCAGCCUACUGCCAGUACAUGAGCCAGAACGUGUUUAAUCAAGUCAUGGAAUGGACGGAAGACACGAACCGAGCGCACACAGCGCACUUGCAAACGCUGCAGGCGGAAGCCAACGCGACCGGGCUCCAAGUGGCGUCGGCACAAGGCCAGGCGACUGCGAUGAAGGAACUUGCGGCCCAGGAAGUGCAGAAAUGCGAAUUGACGCUCAAAGAAGCCGAGCGAAAGGCAAAGAGCGAAGUCGACGCGUUGAGGGCAUCGCUGGACUACAAAACACACGAACUCGAGCAUGUGCUCAACCACAACGCAACAAUGCGUCGGUUGGCCGACACGGCGCAACAAGGAAAUGUCCGGGCAAACGAAGUCGCGACGAACAAGAGCCCGCAGUUCUUUGCUGGAUACCUCAUCAAGCAAGGGGCGAUGUCAGGCUCUAGCCAGCGCUCCAAGUGGCAGCAGCGCUACUUUGUCUUGACGGGAGCCGCACUUCGGUACGUCUCGAUCGCCCGGGCUUUUUGGUAUUGACAGACACGCAGGUACUACAACACGAAGGACGACUUUGAACGGUCCCGCAGCGACGACCCACCCAUCGACGUCGGCCGCGCGGUCAUCGAAGAAGACCGCGAAAUUGCCGAAGCCUUUUCGAUUGCGUUUCCAGAUCAUUCGCACGACACGCUAUACCUGCAUGCCAAGUCGCAAGCCGUCAAAGACGAGUGGAUCGACCACCUUCUUAAAGUGCGACGCAGUGCGGCACCCACCUCACGGACCCUCAGCAGCUCCAACAAUAGCAGCAGCGGGGCGCAGUACCAGUUUUAGGAUGUUGGGCGUCGUUGUUGAUCAUGCAAUUCUCAUGCUGAUGCAUGCAUCUUGUGGCCCAAACACAAACUGCUUCUGGACUUUCGUUGAUUCAUAAAAUCGCAUUCCCA
Messenger RNA from Aphanomyces invadans, 2591 nucleotides. RefSeq lists its product as hypothetical. The coding region runs from base 34 to 2190 and encodes 718 amino acids. Gene Ontology annotation, molecular function: GTPase activity; GTP binding. The transcript is spliced from 9 exons. Lineage: Eukaryota; Oomycota; Saprolegniomycetes; Saprolegniales; Verrucalvaceae. The record is from RefSeq and is a predicted model, not a curated record.